This is a messenger RNA of Erinaceus europaeus (western European hedgehog), 3351 nucleotides long. RefSeq names its product R-spondin 2 (gene RSPO2). The transcript has 6 exons. Bases 801 to 1529 code for a protein of 242 amino acids. Lineage: Eukaryota; Metazoa; Chordata; Mammalia; Eulipotyphla; Erinaceidae. The record is from RefSeq and is a predicted model, not a curated record.
GUGCCCUGCAUGGUAAGAGGACACCCCCAGCACAGCUCGUCUACAGAUUGGCCAAGACUCCUGGAAUGUCCAAGAGAGGCUCCGCCGGGGGUUGGGCUCGCUGGAGGUUGUCAGUGCUCUUUAGGACCUCAGGGAAACCCGAGAGUUUCUGGCUUUAGGACCCAGGAACUCAAUGGCUGCUUAGCUUGAGAUGCCUUGGACCACAGCACCACCUACUUAUAGAAGCAUCCUGAGCCUCAGCCCAGCUGCAUCUCCAUCGGAGAGUGCGCUUGCUCCAUCCCCACCUCCCAGGAGCUUUCUGUCCCUUUACAGCCGGAGACGGGGAGAAGCCUUAGCUGCCAAGUGACUGUGCAGAGAGCCCGGGAAGCCGCACCAUUGGGUAGGGAGCCGGGAGCGAGAGCGGGCGUGACCCUGACCGGAGGUUUCCCCUCUCAGGCAGGGACGCAGCAUCCCACGGGCUCCUGGGCCAAAGGACCUGGGUGAGCCUGUACCCCACGGCGCCCCCACCACCACCAAGCCCCGGAACCCACCUCCCUGGUGCAAACUUUCCCCGAGUCCAGGUGCUCGCGGGGCGGCUCGCUCCCCGAGCCUGGGAUGGAGCGCCGCGAAUAGGCACGGUUCAAGUUGGUGAGAUGCUGAUUGCACUGAACUGACCUGUGAGACACCCCCGCCCACUCGCCACUCCGGACUCCUGCAGCCCCUCUCAGGCCACCUCCAGCGUCCGCGUAGGCUCCUCGGGGUGAGCCCUCCAGUUGUUCCCCGACUUUUGAGAGGCGUCUUUUUCCAACCCAACCGCCCAGAUGCAGUUUCGCCUCGUCUCCUUUGCCCUCAUCAUCCUCAACUGUAUGGAUUACAGCCACUGCCAGGGCAACCGGUGGAAACGCAGUAAGCGAGCAAGUUAUGUAUCAAAUCCUAUUUGCAAAGGUUGUUUGUCAUGCUCAAAGGACAAUGGCUGCAGCAGGUGUCAACAAAAGUUGUUCUUCUUUCUUCGAAGAGAAGGCAUGAGACAGUAUGGGGAGUGCUUGCAUUCCUGCCCAUCAGGGUACUAUGGACACCGAGCCCCGGAUAUGAACAGAUGUGCAAGGUGCAGGAUAGAAAACUGUGAUUCUUGCUUUAGCAAAGACUUUUGUACCAAGUGCAAAAUAGGCUUUUAUUUGCAUAAAGGCCGCUGCUUUGAUGAAUGUCCAGAUGGUUUUGCACCAUUAGAUGAGACCAUGGAAUGUGUGGGAUGUGAAGUUGGUCAUUGGAGUGAAUGGGGAACUUGCAUCAGAAACAACCGCACAUGUGGAUUUAAGUGGGGUCUAGAAACCAGAACAAGGCAAAUUGUCAAAAAGCCAGCAAAAGAUACAAUACCAUGCCCAACCAUUGCAGAAUCCAGGCGAUGUAAGAUGGCCAUGCGGCACUGCCCAGGAGGGAAGAGAGCACCAAAGGCAAAGGAGAAGAAGAACAAAAAGAAGAAGAGGAAGCUGAUAGAAAGAGUCCAGGAGCAACACAGUGUCUUCCUAGCAACAGACAGAGUGAACCAGUAAAAGAAAAGACAUUCAGGGUGGAUUUGGGGGAGGGGGUUGUUUUUUGCAAAAGUGCACAAAGCUACUCUCCACUCAUGGACACUGGUGUGUUUAUGCUGCUCUGACCAGCAUCUGUUCCCAGUAACAUUGUGAAAGGAGAAGCCGCGAGUGUGGUCUCUUGAGUUCUUCAUGCUUUGAUUUGCGUCUGGAGACUGAAGGCAGGAGCUUGUGACCUGAAUCAAUGAAAGCAGGAGUGAGUGUGCAAGCAUGUGACUUGGCUUGGUGGGAGCAGAGAUUUAUCCUUGGCGUCACGGCAAGUCAAGAGGUGGAGGAUCACAGACCACCAAUGGAGAAUGGACAUGUGCAUAUUUUCUGUGAAAGGAGACUCCCGACAGGCAAAGUGCGAUUUCACUUGUGACCUUUUUUUCUUGCGUUGUGCAUUUUCAAGGAUAAAUGUAUGUGGAUAUUUGUGUUACCACACGUGGUUCUCAGCAUCUGUUACCUUCCAGCUCUUGUGGGGUGAAGCUGCUCUUAGCUGGGGAUUUGCUAUAGGAGUUCCUGCUUCAUUUCACAGCAGUUCAAAUAAUGUACAUAGUUGGCUAGGGGGCUACAUAUAACCCUCUCUAUGGUGUAUUUAUGCUUUCUGACAUGUAACAAGUCAUACCUGAUUAAUAUGAUGUCACUUUGUCCUUAGAGAUUCCUAAACAUUAACUGGUAAAUGACUGUUCUAGUUUUGAGAUAGACAGAUGUUUGGUCCUCCCCUCCACCUCCGCACCCCGUAAACUUUUCUUUGUGGGCUUAUUUCUCAUUGUAAAGAUAAGAUAGCUAGUUUGUACAUAGUGUCAAAGACUUUAAAUAUUGAUAGACUUCCUCACUCCAUGUCUCUCACACAGGCAAAGCAGCAUGUGGCAACCAGAAGCCAAAAACUCCCUUUAAUUUUGGGAUGUGAUAACCUUAUGCAAUACAACUGACAACAGGAAGAAUUAACUACUUGUAGUACUUGUGCAGUUUCACAGGCCAGCUAGAGAGUUUUUCACACAAUUUCAGACGUAUAUAUUACAUAGAAACUGUAUGUAUAUAUUUGCUCAUAUAUACAUACCAAGAUGCAUAUAUAUAUAUAUAUAAGCCAUUUAAAUCAGCCCUUGACUUGCAGUGACAAGAAAACUACCAGCUUUCUCAGGCCACCAUUUAAGAUAAUAUCAUGAGAACCCUUCUCACACAGAAUUUGAGAAAAAGUAUAAAUUCCUACAGUUGCUGGUCAGAUUUUAAUAGGUCUCCAUUAUUCAGAAUCUUUUUUUUCCCCCUCCAUAAUCCAAACAGAUAGAGGCACUGUAGAGAUUUCCCCAGAGAAAUUGUUUCAAAGACAUUACUGUCCACUGGGGAGAAUUGGGUUUUAGAAAGUUAUGAAUUGGCUGCAGCUUCUAUAGUCAUUGUCAUCUUCUUAGCUAAUCGAGGAGAAAAUUAGAACAAAAAAGACAUGACUGCAGAUUUUUGAGGAAAUAAUCCGAGCAAGGUAAAGCCUUUUUUCUCACCUUGCCUUAGCCAAACUACCUCUUCAGCAAUUUAACUUGUGAGUCAAAAGCAUCUUCCCAGUAGAUAGGACAUAUAUAUUACGAAAAUAUUAUUCCUGUGAGACAAUAAGCCAUAUAUGAAUGUUGUAUACAACUUUAGGAUUUGCAUUUUAUUCUAAAGUGUUUGACUCUUUCCAGGUCUAGUUACACUAUAUUCCUAUUUACUAAGUAGGGAUGGGUUGCCUUUAUAUAGUGCUUCAUUAGGAAUAACUCUGUAUCUGUUCUCUUUCUGGGGGUAUCCUUUUUUUGUGCAUUAAAAAACUUCAAAGUGA